Cucurbita maxima (winter squash) is the source of this 3249-nucleotide messenger RNA. RefSeq names its product transcription factor PIF3-like. Gene Ontology annotation, molecular function: DNA-binding transcription factor activity; protein dimerization activity. Gene Ontology annotation, biological process: regulation of DNA-templated transcription. The transcript is spliced from 7 exons. Bases 946 to 2790 code for a protein of 614 amino acids. NCBI's taxonomy places the organism in Eukaryota, Viridiplantae, Streptophyta, Magnoliopsida, Cucurbitales, Cucurbitaceae. The record is from RefSeq and is a predicted model, not a curated record.
AAAUCAAAGAGCUAGGUAUCAGAUGCAAACAACAAUCGGACCAAAAAAGAUGCCACCCAGAUAAGACUAUCAAACGGGGGGCAACUUUAUUUCAUUGAUAUUGAAUUUGGGUAUCAAUUUCAUUCAAAACAAUCGGGUUUUGCCUCAAUCUCAGGGAGCAAUCCGGAGGAACAAGAACAAUACCAAGACCCUUCUUCUAAUCAUUGAUGAAUGUCACACUGACUGGACUCUAGCCGCCGGCUCACGGCGGCGAUGACGGUGGUGGUACUGACCCAGUUCAUCUCAUGCAGAGCUUUCACGGUGGACCCACUUCAACCUAAUUUGAGACUACGAUUAAGAAGGUGCCACCGUCCAUUUCUCUCUCUUUCACGUUCCAUUGGGAUCUUCAUUCGAUUUAUCCACAUUUUGCAUUUUCUUUCUUGUUCGUCAGAAUCUAACAAUUAAAGAAAUAUUUCAUCUGGGAUCUGUUGCUUUUGCUUCUUUUUCUUGAAUCGAGCAUGAUUUUGGAUUUGGGAGUCUCUUAGAUUCAUUAAACAAUUGGAUAUUACCCUUUUGAGUUGUUAAAAUAUAUUUUCCCCCAAAACUCUGUUCGACUCCCCUGAUAGGGACAUUGGUUUCAUUCUAAGCCACUUUGAUGUUCUAAACAUGAUAAAUCCACUUUAAAUUCAUCUGGGAUCUGUUGUUUUUGCCUAUUUUUCUUGAGUUCUUUACUACAACGAGCAUGAUUUUGGACUUGGGUGUCUCUUAGAUUCAUUAAACAAUUAGAUAUUACCCAUUUGAGUUGUUAAAAUAUAUAUUUCCCCCAGAACUCUGUUUAUGAUAGGGACAUUGGUUUCAUUCUAAGCCACUUUAAUGUUCUAAACAUGACAAAUCCCCUUUAAAUUCAUCUGGGUUCUUCUUAUUUUAGUGUCUAAACGUGGCUUAUCCCUGUAACGAGGCAAAUCCAUGCCUCUAUCUGAGCUUUAUCGUGUGGCCAGAGGAAAGAACAACAUGGUUUCUGCAGAUUCAUCUCUAAACCCUGAAAAUGAUGUUUAUGAACUUGUGUGGGAGAAUGGCCAAAUUUUGCUGCAAGGACAGUCCAGUAAAGCCAGGAAGAACUCAUGUGUACCAUUUCAUAGUCCCAAGGGUACUGAUUCUGUAAUCAGAGAUGUAUUGGGACAUGAUGAUGAUGAUGAUGAUGAUAUGGUGCCUUGGCUUAAUUAUCCUCUUGAUGAACAUUCUUCUGAAUUCUUACUUGAAUUAUCUGGGGUCACUGUUAAUGAUCCCCUCUCACGCAAUAGUAGCAGUAAGCAGGUCGAUGGCGAUGCGCAGCUCAAUCAUUUGCACGGUGCUCGUCUUGAAGAUGGUAAUAUCUCCAAGCUUUCUUCAAUGGAUGUAUCGAGUGCUCGAGCUAGAAGUUGCACGAAUCAAUUACAUUCAUCAGCAUCUCAGCAAAGCCAGAUAUCACUUCCACAUCGCAGUUCUUCAAGCACAGCAAGGCAUAAUUCAUCGAAUAUCAUGAAUUUUUCCCAUUUUCUGCGACCUGCUGUUCUUAAAUCCAAUGAUCAGAACCGUGACGUGACUAAAGCUGUCGGUUUGUCGAGUAUGCGCUGUGUAGGCAGCAUGGAUAAGAAUUGUUCAGCAGGUAAUACUCAACCUUAUGAAUCAUCGUUUUUUAAAACUCGUGGUAGCAUAAGAAAUGAAUCGAAAUCAUGCUGUGAAAAUGCAGUAGUGCCUUCCAUAGAUGAUAGCAAUCCAUCAGAUGUCAAGGCUCCUGAGACACUGGAGGUUGUCGAACAGCCAGAGGUUGCUUGUUUGGGAGAUUCAGCCAAAAACGAUGACCGUCCUGAACCGUGUCUUGAAGCAGGUGCAAGUAAAGGAUUGUCAGAUAGUGAGAAGGUUGUUGAAUCUGUAAUAGCUGCUUCUGUUUGUUCACGCACUAGCAUGAAAAGAGCUUUGGAUGAUACGACCGUUCUUAGGAAGAGAAAAUGUCACGACAACGAGGAUUCCGAAUGGCACAGUGAUGAUGUAGAAGAAGAAAGCAAUGACAUGAAGAGAGCGACUCCUGCUCGUGGAAACGGUUCGAAACGAAGCAGGGCAGCAGAAGUGCAUAAUUUAUCAGAAAGACGACGUAGAGAUAGGAUCAACGAGAAGAUGCGUGCGUUGCAAGAACUCAUACCGAAUUGUAAUAAGGUUGACAAAGCUUCCAUGCUCGAUGAAGGGAUCGAGUACUUGAAAACGCUUCAACUUCAGGUUCAGAUUAUGUCGAUGGGAGCUGGUUUGUUCAUGCCUCCCAUGAUGUUCCCUGGAGGAAUGCCACCCAUGAAUGCACCUCAUAUUUAUUCACCCAUGGGCGUAGGAAUAGGAAUGGGAUUUGGGAUAGCUAUGCCUGACAUGAAUGGUGGUUCUCCUGGCUAUCCCAUGGCUCAAAUGCCACACUUGCAAGGAACGCAUUUCCCGAGCCCAUCGAUACCAGCUCAAACUAUAAUGCAUGGAAUGCCAGGUUCUAACUUUCAUGUCCUUGGAUUUCCUGGUCAAGGACUCCCCGUGUCCAUGCCACGUGGCCCGAUUGCUCCGUUUCAUGGAGGACCUUUUAUGACUAAUUCCAGUGUGGCAGUAGCUCCUGUAGAGAGUUUCAGUUUAGCUGCAGCUUGUAGCUCGAAAGAUUCGCCUCCAAAGAUGAAUUCACCGACCGUGCGAAAUGGUGGCAACGACCCUUUAAUAACAGCUCCUAGACAGGGUAACAAACAAGCUUCUGGUGUUAAUGGCAGUGGUACGAACCCGACCAACAAUAACGAAACGACGUUAUAACUAGCUAUGUUAAUAACAUAUUGGUCAGGGCUCAUGGCAUUGGUUCAUGAACUUCACUUGGAGAUCAUCCCGCUUUGGACAUGGAGAUACGUAAUUCUUGAUACCACUUGGAGGGGACUUGGCAGGAUGAUCUUUCAAUGGAAUUAGCUGAUUGAUCAAUUAUCUUGAGGGGACUUGGAUAUGAUGAAAAUUUGUAAGAACAAGAGAGGGCGUUGAGUUAUAUGAUACCGAGACUGAACUAAGAUUAUAAAGUUCGAUGAUAUAUUUUGUACGAUGCAUCCUAUCGAGUUUAUUGAAUUUGUUACGAGAACUUGCUAACUUAAUUGGGUUACGAUCUAUUUGGGUACUUCUAGUCUCAUAUCGGCUAUAGACCUAGACGAGCAAUGACCCACAUGACUAUGUUCUUCAUCAUAGGGAUUUGUAUAUUGGUUGUGGACUAGUUUGACCUAUCUUAGUUUC